Exaiptasia diaphana is the source of this 3155-nucleotide messenger RNA. RefSeq names its product E3 ubiquitin-protein ligase TRAF7. The coding region runs from base 166 to 2172 and encodes 668 amino acids. Gene Ontology annotation, molecular function: protein binding; zinc ion binding. Gene Ontology annotation, biological process: ribosomal large subunit assembly; Notch signaling pathway. The transcript has 25 exons. Lineage: Eukaryota; Metazoa; Cnidaria; Anthozoa; Actiniaria; Aiptasiidae. Gene Ontology annotation, cellular component: nucleolus. The record is from RefSeq and is a predicted model, not a curated record.
GCCAGACGUCAAGCUGUAGAUUACAAUCUGUAAAUAAGAUUUUAACCAGCAUUUCAUUGCAAAUAUCUCUCUCCAGAAGCAUUACACACAGCCAUCCAAGAGACCAGAGCUUCAAGUUCACUAUGUAGUUCAUUUUUGGUGCGAACCCAGUUUGUAAAUUGUAAAAUGUCAGGGGUAAUAGGUGGGCAGAUGGAGAUGUCUCGUUCGAGAUCCUUCGAGUCUCUGAACUCAAAGGCUCGCAUGGAAACAACUUUUGGUCCCUCGGCUUUUGCACCUGUGACGACAAUCAAGAGAGUAGAAGCAGACCAUUACCUCUAUGAUACAACAGUAAUUGAAAGGACUUCCAAUAGCUUGACAUGUGUGUCUGUUAGCAAUUCAGAUAGAGAUGUUGACAGUGGUACAGCGGGCUCUGAAAAGUGCAAUUUUGAGAUUACAUCCUUUAAAAGACAUCAUCGAACGUCAUCAACCAUUUCAGCGAGAUCUUUACAUUCUAUUUCAACAACUGCUGAAGAUGAAGAAGAUGAAGUAGUAUUGUUUGUGGAAGAGCCAUCAACAAAGCUGUUUUGUCCUGUUUGUCAGCGAGUUUUUAAGGAGCCAGUGAUAGCUUCUUGUGGGCACACCUUCUGUCGACCUUGCAUCAUGGCAAAGGGAAUCGAAAAAUGUCCAAUAGAUGAAAAUAAACUUUCAGUCGUCGUUGCAAACUUGGCGGUAUCGGAGCAAAUAGGAGAGCUGUUUAUACACUGUAAAUAUGGAUGUCGUAUUGUAGCAAAUGGAUUAAAACAUGAAUUUGAGGUUAAUCCCACGGGAUGUCCAAUGACAACUAAACUUAAUCAUAGAAGAGAACAUGAAAAAAAUUGCCAGUAUGCACCAACGCAAUGCCCCAACAGUGUUUUGUGUCCGAUGCUUCUUAAAAUGGAUCUUCAAGAUCACCUACAACACUGUGAACACAUUAAGUGUCCACAUCACAAAUAUGGAUGUCCAUAUGAAAGCAAUCAUGACCUGGUUGUCCAGCAUUUAAAGACUUGUAAAUUUGAAGCUGUAAAAGAAUUUUUAGCCCAUACAGAUAGUAGGCUAGAAGAAUUAAAAUCAUCUCUAAAGGAAAAGGACCAGGAAAUUUCGUUUAUGAAAAAUAUGAUAUUAAAACUAACAGAAAGAGUUGAUCGCAUGGAAAAGACUGUUGAUAUAAGAAUAGAUCUGUUAGAUGAGAGCCAAACAAAGCUAUCUUCAGACCUUUCUGAAUCCAGACAGAGUAUUGCGACAAUUGAGAGCGACCUUUCCAGUAUUGAGGCAAGACUGUGGGGAGUUGGAACUUUUGAUGUCCAGCCUCUGUUUAAAUGUAAAGGAACGUUUGUAGGUCACACAGGCCCUGUUUGGGCAUUGUGUGUGUAUGGUGAUCUAUUAUUUAGUGGCUCGUCUGAUAAAUCCAUCAAGGUAUGGGAUACCUUAACCACUUAUAAAUGUGUCAAAACACUCGAAGGUCAUGCUGGAAUUGUACUUGCAUUACGGACACACGAAAAAAUGUUAUUUAGUGGCUCAUCUGAUUGUACGAUAAAUAUUUGGAGCAUUGAGAGACUAGAACUAUUACARACACUAGAAGGCCACGAAAACCCUGUGUGUACACUAGUAGCCAAGAGAGACACRUUGUUCAGUGGCUCUUUGAAAAUGAUCAAGGUCUGGAAUCUAAGCACWAUGGGCCUUGUAAAAGAAUUGACAGGUCUUAAUCAYUGGGUACGAGCACUGGUGGCUAGUGACAACUAUCUCUACAGUGGCUCCUACCAAACCAUCAAGUUAUGGGACUUGGAUACACUAGAGUGUGUGCGUGUGUUACAGACCACUGGUGGUAGUGUGUAUUCACUUGCCGUCACAAAAGAAUUCAUUAUAUGUGGUACUUAUGAAAACUGUAUACAGUUAUGGGAUGCCAACACACACAAACUGGUUGAGACACUUAAUGGACAUGUUGGUACAGUUUAUGCACUYGCUGUGCUGAAUGCACCUGGACAAAGCAAGCUGUUUAGUGCCUCUUACGACAGAUCACUGAGGGUGUGGAAUUUGGAGAGCUUCACUUGUAUCCAGACACUGCUUCGACAUCAAGGUAGUGUUGCUGCUUUGGCUCUGUCUAAAGGCAGAAUAUUCUCUGGUGCUGUGGACAGCACUGUCAAGGUUUGGCAAUAAGUGAACAAGAGCGAAGUCUACUGGACUACCUUAGUAUAAAUAUUAGUUAUCUUGUCAUUGCAAAGUACUUGACAAUAACAAAUAACAAAUUUUGAAAAGAAAAAAAAAAGCUUUUGAAUGAAGAAGUCCAGUAUACCUUCCAAAUAAUAUAAUAAUUAUAAUUAAUUUAUUUGAAUACCAUCCUAAGUCUAUGAAUAGUUAGCCUGGGAUUAUCUUAAUAUGUAUAAAUUAUUGAUUUGUGUAUAGCAAAAUAAUUAUAAUGUAUUUUGGCCCACAUAUCCAAGAAUCCUUGCAAUUGUUUCUUUUGUGCUACAAUUGAUCUCUGCCUGGUUGAGAGGUGCGUCCUGAUUCGUGCAAAAUCAAAUAUGGUGAAUUUUCUAAUAAAGGUAUGGUAAUACGAGCAGCAAAAUUGUCCAACUUGUCUCACAGCAUUGCUGCAAAGCAAGUUAGAAAGAGAUGUUGCCCGUUUUACUACUGGCAAACUGGCAAAUCAAAUUGUUUCACAUCAAAAUAAUUUGUCGCAGGUCAGAAAAUCCUUAUUUCUGAUUGGCCAAUGUAGUCAGGUGAUUGUCGCGCGACGUUACUUUGCUGCGAAACAAGUUGGGUUGUUGUAGUAAAAGGGGCAACAUCUUUGAGGUUUGUUGCAAAAAGUAGAACCAUCUUCUACUUUCAGCAAGAAUUUUUUUCAACUUGCAACAAGCAAUUUUGUUGCGAGACAAGAUGGUACGCGCAUAGUAAAACAAGAAACAUCGCUUUCCAAAUUGUUUUGCAUCACUGUUGCGAGACAAGUUGGAUGAAUUUGUUGCUCGUAUUACUGUAGCUUAAGAGAAAAUCUACAAAGGUUCUUGAAUGCAAUAAAGACCUUAAACUUUAACUAUGUAAUGUACAUUGUACAUGAUGAAUAUCAUUUUAGCUGAAAGUCAAAUGGCUAUUUGCCUUGUACAAGUUAUUUUCACUAGCUAAUAAAGAACAGAGAAAAAGAA